GGCUUAAACGUCUUAUCAUUCCUUCCAGAUAAUGGAUACUCAAAUGAAACUCACUACGGGCGAGUUCAGAGAUGGCAUUCAUAUAUGUGGCACUCCUCUGGGCAUCCCAGAUUUUGAAGAAACUCAGAAACAUCUUGCAGGGAGGUAAAGCAUGACAGUAAUUGGUCACCCCUGGCACUUUUAAGGGCACAUCAGUAAUGCUCACUCUCAGACUUUGGCACAGCACUGCUGAUGGUUCUUUAGAACUCAGGAUUCAUGCUGCAGUGUUUCUACGGGAGAACUGACAUUGGCUGGAAACCCUGAGGCAUGACAGGGACCCCCCAAGGCCCACAGGAUAUGGCCUACCAACUAACUUAAAGGCGCGGCGGAGAGAAUGCGGAGUGACGAGCUGGCGGCGCCCAUGGAAGACACCCACCGGCCGGACGAUGCGGCGGCGCGGGGCGGCCCUUGUCCCGGCCUGGCCCCGGCGCCUCCCGGCCGCCUGGGGGCGCCCUACUGCGAGGCCUGGGGCUACUUUCAUCUGGCCCCCGCGCGCCCGGGCCACGCCGCGGGCCAGUGGGCCACCUGCCGGCUGUGCGGGGAGCAGGUGAGCCGCGGCCCGGGCUUCCACGCCGGCACCCCGGCGCUGUGGCGGCACCUCAAGAGCGCGCAUCAGCGGGAGCUGGAGAAGAGCGCCGCCCGCCGCUCGCCGCCCGCCGCCCCUUGCCCGCCGCCGCCGGCGCCGCCAGGCCCCGCCGCGGCCGCCGAGGGCGACUGGGCGCGCCUGCUGGAGCAGAUGGGCGCGCUGGCCGUGCGCUGCAGCCUGCGUGAGCGUGAGCUGGCGCGGCGCGAGGCGGCCGUGGAGCAGGGCGAGCGCGCCUUGGAGCGGAGGCGGCGGGCCCUGCAGGAGGAGGAGCGCGCGGCGGCUCAGGCGCGGCGGGAGCUGCAGGCUGAGAGGGAGGCGCUGCAGGCGCGGCUGCGGGAAGUGAGCCGCCGCGAAGGCGCCUUGGCCGCCGCCUCUGUCCCGGUGCAGACCCCGCUCAAAGAAGAGCCCGGAGGGGAGAGGGACGGCUACAUAAUCGCCAAGGUCCUGCUGUAGGCUGUGACCGCCUUCCGCCCCCCAGUUCCUCCCAUGCCAGCGCUGCUCCAAGUGUCGCUGGACCGGCCUUACCUAGGACCUGAAUCUCAGGCCCGCCGACAUCUCCACCGGUGGGCCCUUGAGAAGCACUUCAGAGGCCAAAGCAAAACCAAAAAUCACUAACGCUCCGUGACACCCCCCCAACCCCGGGGGGGCCUGUAGGCACAAGCUCCAGUGGCCUCCUUUGUUCUUGGCCUUUAGUAAGCACCGGUGCAGGAGCUGGUUUUCCUCCAACUGCCUUUGGAAUGACAGCUCCAGCAACUUCGUGAGACUAGGUCACCGGAGCAGUCUUGUAGCCGGUGACUUUGAAAGGACAGAAACUUCCUCGUGUACCAAAGACUAUCCUACUACGUGCCUGUACACCAGCCAGGGCAACCCAGGGUGGAGGGUGCUUGGAAAUUAGGAUAAAGCAUUUUAUCCAAGAAGAGUUUUACUCAUUUCCCAAUGAAUAAAUAAAUUUUUGGUAAUUGGUUUGCCUAGCAGGAAGUUCUGAAAAUGGGGCCAUUUAGCUUCCACAAUGGCUCUUUACCCUGUCCUCUCUAGUGCCUCAUCAGAGCAGUCUGGGAGAACCCCUAUUUACUCCACUCUCUAGCUUGCAGAUAGUACCAAGUGCACCCUGUCCUCAUACCAGCUGUUUUCUUUCCAUUUCAGACCCAGUGCCAACUGUAGUGAGUUUCCCAACUUUCCUGCCUCACACUCCCUUACUAGCAAAACAUGACCUCCUCCCUCGUUGUUAGGAAGAGAUCUUGAUUUCCCACAGAUCCACAGUCCUCGCUUCUGGGCCACAGUAGAAGGAAGGCAUUCCUUCAAUCUAAGGCCAUCUCUGCCUCUUUAUCUGUUUUCAUCCAUUUCUCUUCCACCAUUACUAGACCUGUGCUCCAUUACUGUUUCUUCUUUCCUCUUCUUUCCUCCCUUCCCCAGACUAUGGUUCCUCAGUAACACCCAGUCUACCCUGUACUAAAAAGAAAGAUUCCCCCAGCCUGGCUGCUUCCACUGAACACUAUCCAAGGGGGGCCUGGUUAUUCUUGCUGCCUAUACUUCCUCCCAUACUUCAGUUCUUCACCAGUGGUCAGCUUCCCAUCCUACCCUGGACCCUUAAGAAGCUGAAUAUGACAAUGUAUGUUCAGCCUUCAUCUUCCUAGUACAAUGAACACCACAUAUACCCUCCACCUAGACUGAGCAAUUGUUAACAUUUUGCCUUAUUUCCUUUCUCGGCCCUCUCCCCCAAAUAUACCUCUCAUUUCAUCCAUUAGUAUUUCAGCAUAUAUAUCCUAUGAGCCUCUAAAUUAGUCCUUAAUCAAAAUUCUGUAACUGACUCAGAACUGUCUUAUCUUCUCUUAAAAAAGGGGGAGGGGGGGUCCAAACAAGGUUCAUUAUUUUUUAUUAUAACUUUCUCUCUUUUAGUCUAGAACAGCUCCUAUGACACUUUUGAGAGUUCCAGCCAUCUGUCUUAUAGAUGUCCUUUAUUCUGGAUUUGUCUGAUUGUUUCCUUAAGUCAAUUUAUGUACUCAUUCUUGACUCAUCUACCCCUGUGCCGGUGACUCCUGACUACCUCCAGCCUCGAGGUUCUUCCCAGUUCUGUCCUUCAUGUUCAAACCCCUACUGCAUGUCUCCACCUCUAUUUGUAUAUCCUGCCACUGCUGAUCCAAAGGGCAAAUCUAUUCCGUUCCACGUUCCCACCCCUUACCUAAUAACUAACAUUUACUGGGCUCUUAAAAUGUACAGCUAUGUACUGCACACUACAUGCAUUACCUUACUUUAUUCUCAUAGCAGCUCCCUAAGGAGGUAGUAAUGUUAUGCCCAUUUACGGCUACGGAAACUGAG
Mustela erminea (ermine) is the source of this 2941-nucleotide messenger RNA. RefSeq names its product zinc finger BED-type containing 3 (gene ZBED3). The transcript has 4 exons. Gene Ontology annotation, molecular function: transcription cis-regulatory region binding. The record is from RefSeq and is a predicted model, not a curated record. Gene Ontology annotation, biological process: regulation of transcription by RNA polymerase II. NCBI's taxonomy places the organism in Eukaryota, Metazoa, Chordata, Mammalia, Carnivora, Mustelidae. The coding region runs from base 374 to 1078 and encodes 234 amino acids.